This is a messenger RNA of Coccomyxa subellipsoidea C-169, 1325 nucleotides long. RefSeq lists its product as hypothetical. Bases 102 to 1325 code for a protein of 407 amino acids. NCBI's taxonomy places the organism in Eukaryota, Viridiplantae, Chlorophyta, Trebouxiophyceae, Coccomyxaceae. The transcript has 9 exons. The record is from RefSeq and is a predicted model, not a curated record.
GCUUCAAGGGAAGGCUUCAAGGUGUAAAACGAAUGCGUGCAACUUAGUCUACGUACGUGGUGGCCAGGAUGAUAAGCUGAUCAAGCAAACGACCUGGAAUCAUGGCAUCUGCAAACAGGGCAGGAUUUUAUGUGUCCUGGGAGCAGGUCAAUGCUUUCUUUGCCAUGGCUGAGGAGGCACUUAAGGCUAAAACAGCGGCAAAUGAGGCUUUGAGAGAGGACGCCGAUAAUCUUCGGGAGGAGCUCCAAGAUAAACGGACAUCUUACAUCAAGGUGCUCAGGAAGGAACAGGCUCUGUCAGAAGACUCUGCGUUUCUGAAGGAGCAGAUGGAGAAGCUCCUGAAGGAGCGUCUUGGCUUCCAGGAGAGGAUUGCUGCCCUCGAAAGGGAGAACAGGUUUCUGCUACAGGAGAGGGAGAUCAUGGGGCAGCAGCUGGAAUUGGAUGAGCGGGAGGCAGAGCCGGAGGCGUUGGCGCGGACGUUGAGGGAGCGGCUGGAGGAGGAGCGCCGGCGCAGCCAGGAGGCCGAGGCCGAGCUAGACCGCCAGCGCGCGGCUGCAGCCGGUCUCGGCGCCGCGCUGUCCCGCGCCGAGGCUGCGCUCGCCGCCAAGAAGGCCUUCUGGGAGGAGAAGGAGGCGAGCCUGCUGCGCAGCCUGGAGAGCGCAAAUCUGGCGGCGCUGACGGCCACGCGGCAGGCGCUGCCGCAGCUGCCGCACCCUCUCGCACUGCGUUCCCUCCUCAACGGCGUCAUGAGCGGCGCCACCGCCGUGCGUGAAAACCUCGGCCGGGGCAUUCGCGCCGCCGACUCGCCGGGCGAUGGCAGCAGGAGCAGAUGUCUGAGUCCGGAGGGCAGCGCUGCCCGGCCGGCCUCAGCGGGCAGCCGGCCUAGCCCGUCAGGCAGGACUCCGGGCAGGCCCCCGACCACCUCUGAGAAGCCUUCCGCGCCUUCGGGUGCAAGUUUCCGGACGCCGGAUAAACUCCCCGUCAGCGACAAACCCUCGGCGGCCGCGCCGGGGCCCCAAUCCGCAGAAAAGGCGUCCGAUGAAAAGCGCGCGUUGGCAGAGCGGCCGGGGAGCGGCAAAAAGGCGGCCGGGGGAAGGGGUUUGACGGUACCAAUGCAUGCAGACGCGGCAUCUUCAGGGCGGGCUUGUGCAAAUAGUGGCAGCACACAACGGGCGCACAGCGGCGAUGGUUCGGGGCCGUGGCAGGAUCCUCAGCAGCAGUUGCUGGGCGACCCCUCAUCCGACAGUUGCAUGGUUGCUGAUAACUUAUCCCCCUUGAAGGGGGAUGUGCCGCUGCGGCUGUUGUCUCCUCAGCUUCACUGCUGA